AUGACUGCUCUCGCCUUACCUGCACGCCAGCCGUUUGCCAGUCUGGACACUCCAACGAUGCAACCUCUCAUGCGAUCCAGACUCAGCCGGCAAAAUGUGCAAAAUGGCAUUGCUCUUUCCGCAAAGAACUCGAUCUUCAUGGACGAAGACUCCGAGAACAUCGAUCCUUCCUCAAAAAGCUUCUCCGCCAAGCGCAAGCGCGCUCUCGAUGAUGACGAGAUCUCCAAGGGCUCCCCGAAGCCCCUGAAGACUUCUCGUAUUGCCCUGACCACCCGCGAUCCCAAAGCUUCUGUCCGAAGUCUGUCGACGUCAACCCCAGUGAAGACGCUUCCCUCCACACCCAAAUCCGCUCCCGUGCCCAGGCCAGCUGGCCGCACCCCUCCCAGAACCAGCAAGACCCUCGGUCGCCGGUCCGCCAUUGCCAAGCUCCGACCAGAGUCUGCUAAGCGCAGCGUUGCCCCCGCCUUAGCACCGCCUCCAAAGCCCCAACCCAAGGCCAAGGCCUCGUGGUUCUUUGAUAUCUACGUCGAUUCCGAACAAGAAGAAAUGACCAAUCUGCUCCAACACUCCACCGGCGUCCUGGAUAUCAGUGACGAUGAGGGUAAAGGUUCCCCAGCUGACAGCCGCGGAAAGGAGAACGUGCCUCCUGCCGAGCUAGGGAUUGAUCUUCCCCACUCUGCCCAAGCUACCUCCCUCGCUGCGCCUGUUGUGGCUCGCAAGGCCCCGAAGAUGGAAGAGGAUCGUGCGCCGCUUGGCGAACUCGAUGCCGCGGACUACUAUCCGGAAGGCUGCAAUGCCUUCUCGGUUGCCCUUGUCCAUGAAGAUGAGCAUGAGAGUGUCCCCUUCAAGAAGGCCUCCGGUCUUACCCCUUUUUCCGCUUCUACCUUUGUCCCUCCCGCCAUCACUACUUCCAUUGCUUCUAUGCUGGAGGCUUCUAUGACUCCCAAGUCCCCUGAGGAGCCAUCCUCCAAAGAAUCCACCUCCGACGCCAUGGAAGCUUCUGAGGAAGCCCUUGAUUCCAAGUUCAACUAG
Messenger RNA from Penicillium chermesinum, 1032 nucleotides. RefSeq lists its product as uncharacterized. Lineage: Eukaryota; Fungi; Ascomycota; Eurotiomycetes; Eurotiales; Aspergillaceae. The transcript is spliced from 3 exons. The record is from RefSeq and is a predicted model, not a curated record. Bases 1 to 1032 code for a protein of 343 amino acids.